GACUGCGCUGCUGUAUAUAUACAAUCAUGAUCGACUCAUUCAGAUCAGCUACUCCAUACCUAAUCUCCCUCUGACCAAAAUUAUUCUGACAAUAUAUGAGUUCGGUCGGAAAAUGAUGGCCGGCCUGACACUCACUGUAUAAAGCAAUCAAAGCCUGUUCCUUGACAGGGGAAAUUAAUUAAAGAUCAUCUCAACCCAAAGCUUGGAAAAUGGAGGACGAUGGGAAGUAUGAGGCUUUAUUCGAAACGAAGACGGGAAAGGGAAGGGUGGUUUACCGGCUGUUGGCGUCCACCAUUCUUGCCGGGAUAGUUUGCGUCCUCAUUUACAGAGUCCUUCACAUGCCUGCGGAGGCAAGUGGCGGAAUGGGGUGGUGGGUGGGAAUGCUGGCGGCUGAGAUGUGGUUUGGGUUUUAUUGGCUCCUCACUCAAUUUCUCCGUUGGAACCUGCUUUUCCGUCGUCCUUUUCCCCACAGGCUCUUGAAAAGAUAUGGGAAUAACUUGCCAAAUGUGGAUGUGUUCGUAUGUACGGCUGACCCAAAAACAGAGCCGCCGAUCAUGGUGGUCAACACCGUCUUAUCGGUGAUGGCGUACGACUACCCGCCGGAGAAGCUCAGUGUUUACCUGUCUGAUGAUGCUGGGUCUGAACUUACCUUCUAUGCUCUAUUGGAGGCUUCCAUCUUCUCUAAGCAUUGGCUUCCCUUUUGCAAAAAGAACAACAUUGACCCCAGGUGCCCUGCAGCUUACUUUCCUCUUCAUCAAGAUGGUGUUGAGCCCACAGGUUUCUCCAUGCUCAAGAAGCGCUAUCAAGAGAUGGAAAACAGAAUCAUGAUUGCUUGCAAACUUGGAAGAGUCCCCACAGACGAUCUUUUUGAGGAGAAAGGAUAUUUUAAGUGGGAUCCAUCUUCAUCUCCUGGAAAUCAUGCUGCUAUGGUGAAGAUACUAAUUGAUGGGAGGGAGGAAGAAUCAAAGGAUAAUGAAGGGUAUGUUUUGCCAACUCUAGUUUACAUGGCCAGGGAGAAAAGGCCACAAUAUUUUCAUAAUUUCAAAGCUGGUGCCAUGAAUGGAUUGAUUAGGGUUUCAUCUGAGAUUAGCAAUGCACCUAUCAUCCUGAAUGUCGACUGCGAUAUGUACUCAAACAACUCAGGUUCAAUUCAAGAUGCCCUUUGCUUUUUUAUGGAUGAAAAGAAAAGCCACAAUAUUGCUUUUGCACAAUUCCCACAAAACUUCCAAAACAUUACAAAGAAUGACUUAUAUGGAGGAUCCUUGCUUGUAACUGAUAAAGUUGAAUUUCAUGGCCUGGAUGGUUGUGGCGGCCCUUUGUACAUAGGAACGGGCUGUUUCCACAGGAGGGAAGCAUUAUGUGGAAGGGAGUUUAGCAAGGAAAAUAAGAUUGAAUUGAAGAGUCACUCCCCUAUUAGGACACACACAAAUGCAUGUGAAUUGGAAGAUAGGCUACAAGAACUAGUUAGCUGCACCUAUGAACAAGACACUCAAUGGGGCUAUGAGAUUGGUUUGAAGUAUGGAUGUCCAGUUGAAGAUAUACUAACUGGACUUUCAAUUGUGUCUCAUGGGUGGAAAUCAGCUUACUAUAGUCCUACAAAAAAGGCGUUUUUAGGUGUGACAGUAACCACUCUUGAACAGGCUCUGGUUCAACACAAGAGAUGGUCAGAAGGAGAUUUACAGAUUCUCUUUUCAAAGUAUAGCCCAGUUUGGUAUGGACUUGGGAAGCUCAACACUGGUCUUAUAUUUGGUUCUCUCACUUAUUGCCUCUGGUCUCCUAAUUGCCUGGCACUUCUUUAUUACUCUAUUGUUCCUUCUCUUCAUCUACUCAAAGGCUCUCCCUUGUUUCCUCAGGUAUCUAGCAAGUGGAUUUUAGCAUUUGCUUAUUUGAUAGUUGUGGAGCAUGCGUAUAGCUGUUCCGAGUUCCUUUGGGCCGGAGGAACACUAUUGGGUUGGUGGAAUGACCAAAGAAUGUGGCUCUACAAGAGGUCAAGCUCUUACCUCUUUGCACUUCUUGAUACAGUGUUGAAGCUGGUGGGUUAUUCAUCAAACCAUACAUUUGUAAUCUCAUCAAAGGUCUGUGAUGAGGAUGUUUCUUUGAGAUAUGAGCAAGAGAUCAUGGAAUUCGGAAGCACUUCUCCGAUGUUCACUGUUCUGUCAACACUGGCAAUGAUCAAUCUUUUCUGCUUCGUUUGGGUUCUAAAGAAAAUGGCAACAGAAGAAUUUAUAGUUCAGAGCCUGGGAUUGCAAAUUGUGCUGUGUGGGGUCCUAGUUUUGAUCAACCUACCUUUGUACAAUGGCAUGUUCUUCAGGACAGACCAUGGAAAGAUGCCAAUCAUUACUACCCUUAAAUCAACUAUUGUGGCUCUCUCAGUGUGCACUUGUUUUGCAAUUUCAUAAUCUAUAAAAAUCUAUUUUCUUU
Messenger RNA from Cuscuta europaea, 2421 nucleotides. The record is from the annotation of a GenBank genome assembly. NCBI's taxonomy places the organism in Eukaryota, Viridiplantae, Streptophyta, Magnoliopsida, Solanales, Convolvulaceae.